Molecule: messenger RNA, 2061 nt
Organism: Fusarium verticillioides 7600
Lineage: Eukaryota; Fungi; Ascomycota; Sordariomycetes; Hypocreales; Nectriaceae
Exons: 7
Coding region: 1-2061 (686 amino acids)
Biological process (GO): regulation of DNA-templated transcription; DNA-templated transcription
Molecular function (GO): DNA-binding transcription factor activity, RNA polymerase II-specific; zinc ion binding; DNA binding
Source: RefSeq, a predicted model, not a curated record
AUGUCGACGCGAAGCUCGAAAGUCACAAAGAAAUCGAGGCUGAGUCGGACAGCGAUCAGCUGCGACCGUUGCAAGUCGAGGAAGACAAAGUGCAACAAACCUGAUGCCGAUGGCCCGUGUGAUUACUGCCGCAGCAUCGAUGAGGUCUGCUCAGUGGACAUGGAGAAACGGCGGCAAAAGCCCUUCUACUUCGUCUCCGAAGAAGAAUAUCGUCUCUUGCGCGAGCUUUGUAGUAGAUGCUUCCCAGACGAAGAGUUGACGAUACCGAAUCUACGCCGAUUAAUCGACGACAACCAAAAAUCGGUGACCAAGACACAGACUAACAUCGCAACGCCGACAAUGUCAUUGAUUGAAGUAUCGGCAGAUGCACCCCUCAUAGACUGUGGAGAUGAGCCAAUCGAUCGAGGACAGGUCUUGUUGGAUGCUGUAGAUGAGACUCAAGUCGAGGAAGAGGAGAUAUUAUUGCCAGAGAUUGUCAAUCUACACCAAGACCUGGGUUGUCUUCUAGCCGACACUCAUGGGGAGUAUCGGUAUAUGGGAGCAGAGUCAGGCGUCAGCUUCAACAGCGCCGUGAGGUCAUGGAUGUUGAGAAUGGGUGCAGGGACGAGAAGCAAAGAGAAGGACAAGGAUAAGAUACCUGGAAUGCUCAAAGUCAGUCCGCCAUCAGUAAAGUCUCCUUUGACGGAUGUGGCAUCGUCGCCUGGGAAUCCAUGCCAGUUUCCGUCGCAGGAUCUGCUGUCGGCUUGUGCAGCUCGCUUCUUUGAACAAGUGCACUGCUUGUACUGGAUAUACUCUGCCGAAUCAUUCUACACCCGACUCGAGACGACAUAUUCUGGGGAUGCUGGACAGCUCACUGCUUCGUGGCUUUGUUCACUUCAUGGAAUAGUAGCGUUAUGCGCCUCGUGUGAGCCUUCGCCUAAUGGUUUAGUCAACGGACAGAGAGCCCACGACUCACUGGAAAUGGCCAAGUCUCUGGUGACCAGAGUUUGCGAUGAAGCAGACCUUGACAGUGUCAGAGCAUUGAUAGUCUUGUCUCUGGCAUUCCAGUCCAAUGGCUUCACAAACUCUGCAUAUCUUUACAUCGGCCUCGCAGUUCGCAUCGCCUUCUCUCUUGGCCUCCAUCUCGACAAGUACUCCACAAAGAGCGGCGUUGUAAGUCAAGCGCAUGCCAGACGUCUUUGGUGGACCUUGUAUCUCGUUGAUCAAGACCUCUCUCUCGCUUUGGGAAAACCAAGCAUGAAUAGUCCGCCUAAUGAGGCUUCUUGGAAACCGCCAUUACCUUCAGAAUUCGUUGUCAGUCCAGGCUCACACACGCCGAACGGAUAUCUCGAGCAGUGUAUACGUCUCGCUCAGAUAACACAGAGUAUACGGCAGAACCUCUAUGAUGGACCUGUUCAUGGUGGACAAAGGCUAUCGAGGUCUCACUUCAACGAUUCUAUUAGUGCACUACAGGACUGGCUAGAUCACGUACCGCCACAUCUUCAGCUCUCACCCUCAGUAUCAUUGUCCUACAGACGGUCUAUAUCUCUUCUUCAUCUUCGCUACUGGAGCACCAUGAUGCUCGUCACCAAGCCCUUUCUCUUAUGCAAUUUGUUACAAGGUAUCGAUCAUGUUGAGGCUGUCAAACAACCGAUAUUCGCUACACUGGCCAAAACCUGUGUCUCUGCCGCAGAGUCAUCAUAUGAGAUUCUAGAAAGCAUGGUUCUCCAUAAAGUGGCUUCUAGUCUGGUCAUGGCCGAUUACUUGUUCGCCUUGCAAGCACUUCAAGUCAUUGUUGCUGCGUGCGGACUGUAUCACAUGGACGGACACCAAGCUCGGGCAAAGCAGUGUCUGCGAAUCCUCCUGGCUAUCAGUGUAUCUGGCUACCCAAAGCAUCUCAUUCCGGAGACACUAUUCCAGCUACAGCAGUGUGGACUUGCUGAAGGUGUUGAAGAAACAUCAAAUAUCGCAUUACAACCAUCCGAACCUCUAGGAUAUCCCCAGAUGGUGACUGAGCCUCCGCAACGAUCAGUUGGCGAUGACGUGGUUGAACGAGCUCGACAUGGCAGAUAUCGUGAUUGA